CUUGGUGAGACGAACAGAGUGGUCCAGUUGGUCUAUGAGUGAGAGACGAUGAAGUUGUUGACUGAACUUCCAAGUUCCCUUUUUUCUAUGUUGAAAAAGUGGAACUUAGCAAAAAUGAAAGUCACAUCAAGAUUUCCUGUAAAAGCCUCAUUACCUCAUAGAGAAAAUAGAACACACUGCACGGAAGACACAAGUUUGGGACUUUCAUUUCUUUACUGUACAUGAUUGCUGAAUUGUUCACUGUUCAAACAGCAAUUGUUUUAUAGUAUAGUUUAACUCACUCAUAUGAACUGAUAAGCAGUGAGUCAGUGUGCAAUUAUGUUUCAAAACACUCCUAUCCAGAACACAUUUGACAUAUGUUUUUAUGUCCAUAGCCUACAAAAUGUGAUGUAAUUUCCACCAGCAAAUUAUUUCUGUGAAAUGAUAUUAUAGCUGCUAGGUGUGUGAUAAAAUAUUGUUUAUCACAAACACAACGUUUUUUUCCUGCUAAAAACCUGUUUUACCUUUGUCAUUAUGGGUUAUUGUGUGUAGAUUUAUGAGUUUAUCAAUUUUAGAAUAAGGCUGUAACAUAACAAAAUGUGGAUAAAGUCAAGGGGUCUGAAUACUUUCCAAAUGCACUGUAUUUCCUACUGAAGUGGCAUUGGAGAAGCCUUGCAAAGGAAGUAUAGACCACAAACACAACUUCAUCAGUUUCCAGAACCAUGUUUCCAGUAACGCUGUGUGACAUGCAAAUUCAGUAUCUUAGCAGGUGUCUGUCAUACACAAAACAGAAAUGACAAAAAUAUCAAUCUGGAAGAACAAACUGGUCUCUCGCCAGAUUCAUAACAAUAGAAGACACCAGGGUUUUCUACCACAUGCUGUUUGUUAUCUGUUCCCAAUUUAACAUGUUUACCACAGAAAUCAUUAAAUAGCAACAAUGUGAAAUCAAAUCUGGGCCCCACAUUAGGUGGACUGUCCAUACAAUUAAGGCAACAGAAUCAAAUCAAAGUUUAUUUGUCACGUGCGUCAAAUACAACAGGUGUAGUAGACCUUACAGUGAAAUGCUUACUUACAGGCUCUAUCUAACCAAUGGUGCGAGAACAAAAAGGUGUGUGUGUGUGUGUGUGUAGGUAAGUAAGUAAAGAAAUAAAACAACAGUAAAAAGACAUUUGAAAAAAAGAGUAGAAAGGCUAUAUACAGACACCGGUUAGUCAGGCUUAUUGAGGUAGUAUGUACAUGUAGGUAUGGUUAAAAUGAUUAUGCAUAUAUGAACAGAGAGUAGCAGAAGCGUAAAAAGAGGGGUUAGCGGGUGAUGGGACACAAUGCAGAUAGCCCAGUUAGCCAAUGUGCGGGAGCACUGGUUGGUCGGGCCAAUUGAGGUAGUAUGUACAUGAAUGUAUAGUUAAAGUGACUAUGCAUAUAAGAUAAACAGAGAGUAGCAGCAGCGUAAAAGAGGGGUUGGGGGGGGCACACAAUGCAAAUAGUCCGGGUAACCAUUUGGUUACCUGUUCAGGAGUCUUAUGGCUUGGGGGUAAAAACUGUUGAGAAGUCUUUUUGCACAACAGAGUAGUGAAAACAAUUAGCUCUUUAGAUAUACCUCCCCCUGCUGUCAGUUACUGCCUUGAGCAUGAGUUACCAUGAAUAUCUCAAUCCCACAAAAUGUUAAAUACCUUAUCUAUCCACCAUCAAUACAUCCAUCUACCUAUCUAAAGAUAUUACACCUUUUAUCACAUAUUUAUACAUCCAUUUUUCAGAUGCUUCUCUUUUUUGGGGCAUAGCAUUGGCACAGGUUUGUGUUUCAGCUUUGAGGGAAGGGGCUGGGGGGGGGGGUGUAAAGUGAAGUGGAGAUGAAGUCGGGGUCAGGGGCAAAGUUAUCUCUAUUUAAAUAAAAUUGAAAAGCUACGGAACCAUUUGAGUUAUUUUUGUGAUUACAUGUCUCUAUGUACAGGGAAGCCUGUGAGUACAUGUAUCUAUGUACAGGGAAGCCUGUGAUUACAUGUCUCUAUGUACAGGGAAGCCUGUGAUUACAUGUAUCUAUGUACAGGGAAGCCUGUGAGUACAUGUAUCUAUGUACAGGGAAGCCUGUGAGUACAUGUAUCUAUGUACAGGGAAGCCUGUGAGUACAUGUAUCUAUGUACAGGGAAGGGAAGCCUGUUGUAGCUGAUGUAUUUAUGUAACUAGAUUAAUGUAAACAAUAUCUGAGGAGCAGGACACAGAAAUCUGCCAAAAUGUCAUUUAAUCCAUGCUUUUUCACUGAGGCUCAACUUCAAGGUUUUUUUUCAGGGUUUAGCUGGCAAUAACAACAUAUUCCCACACACCCAUUGCCCUGGUAUACCCUCUUCAAUGGUUUCCUUGGUUACUUUACAGCCAAUUUAUUUCCACUACUCUGAAUAGUGGGUGAAACAGCAUAUUGUUUCAUUGUGCAUGGACUGCUGCGCCUGUAGCUCUUUAGCCUUGUGUGUCUGUGGGAAAAAGAAAAAACAUUUGAUUUUUUUUUACCAGUAUUGGUACUUUUAGCAUGUUAGUGACUGAUGUGGUUGACAGUGGUUUAUGCAUUUAAUUCCCAGUGAGAAUUCUAAAAGCACACUCAUUUGAGUAGGGACAUCUGGCCAGUGGCUACUAAAGACUACAAAAACUGGAAAGUAACAGACACACAACUGCUUUUCUCUGUAGGCUAUAGCUUUCAUUGUAUUGUAUUGUAUCCAUUGUAUUGUAUUGUAUUCAUUGUAUUGUUAUGUCAUGUACAGUACAGUGGGUUUAGCGGCUAAACAAGGCAUUCAAAAUAAGAAGAACCGUACCAACAUGUUCAAUAGGGGAUAAUUUAUUUAAAAAUAUAUAAUUGAUUUUAGAUUAUCCGCAAGUGGACAGUGGAUAAAACGUUUAAACAACAAUGGGGGGGGAAAUGACCUAUCCCUUUUUGCAUUUGACCCAUCCCUGGUGAAAAAUGUGAGGAACGCGGGCGUUCCAGAUGUGCGCUUUAACUACGCCCACGCGCAAGGACGUGGGCACGCAACGUCUCUGGAGGGAAAGCGGAGCUGAAGAGCGAAACAUGGCGACAUCGAAUAAUCCGCGGAAAUUUAGCGAGAAAAUCGCUUUGCAUAAUCAGAAACAGGCAGAAGAGACAGCAGCAUUCGAGGAAGUGAUGAAAGAUUUGAGUAUUACCCGAGCAGCGAGGUUACAGAAGACCCAGUAUUUACAGUUGGGACAAAACCGUGGGCAGUAUUAUGGCGGAUCAUUGCCAAAUGUCAAUCAGAUUGGAAAUGGCACCAUUGACAUGCCUUUUCAGACUCCCUUUCAAGGUUCAGGUGACACCAGCAGGACAACACGGCAUCAUGGAUUGGUUGACAGAGUUUACCGGGACAGAAACCGCAUCACAUCUCCACACGGAAGGCCCCUCGACAAACAUGGACGCCAAAUUGAUAGCUGUCCGUAUGGCUCGGUGUAUCUGUCACCCCCACCCGACACCAGCUGGAGGAGGACAAACUCGGACUCUGCAUUGCAUCAGAGCACUUUGAACCCGCAGGAUAUUUUUGCAGGAGGCUCACAGGACUUGCAGCUUAAACGAGUGCUUCUGCUUCAUGUACCAGGGCCAGAAGACACAGAAUCAGAUAUGGACAAAGAUGAACAAAAACAGAACUGGGAUGGCAAAAAGAAUGUCUCAUCGAGGUCCAAGGUCCCAGGAAUCAACAUAUUCCCGUCUCCAGAUCAGGAGCUGACCGUGUCACUGAUGCCUUCAGCCCAAAACACGGGCGGCGGCUCCCUGCCUGAUCUGACCAACAUCCAGUUCCCCCCUCCGCUGCCCACCCCCCUGGACCCCGAGGACUCUACCCUCAGCGCCUACAAUAGCACGGGAAACCUGGCCACCAGCCACUCAUACAGCUUCAGUUCCACCAGCCAAGCAGGACAGACCACAGCCCAGCAGGGCAGGCAGGACAACAACAUGGUCAACCAGGACUCCCACCAGCACCAGUCCCUACAGCUCUCCCCCACCCUGUCGCCACCCCUCACCCUCGCCCAGGCGGAGACCAUAGACGCCAUGACACUGGAGGCACAGUUGUCCCAGUACACGUUCUUCAGCCAGCCCUCUUCUCAACAACAACAACAGCAGCAGCAGACCACUCAAGGACUGACCAGGCUGGUCCAGCUCCCCUCCCCUCUAAACACCUCUUCCAGCCAGACACAGAACUCCAUGGAUAUGAACUCUCACCACUCCAUAUUGGGUAGUGUAUUUGCUGACUUCUAUGACCAGCAACUCACAUCCAGACAGACCAGUGCUCUCUCCCAACAGCUGGAGCAGUUCAACAUGACAGACAACAACAGUCUGUACAGCCAGGGCUCCACCCUCAACUACUCCCAAGCAGCCAUGAUAGGUUUGAUGGGUAGCCACGGCAACCUGCAAGAUUCCCAGCAGCUGGGCUACAGUAGCCAUGGCAACAUCCCCAACAUCAUUCUCACAGUCUGA
Oncorhynchus keta (chum salmon) is the source of this 4441-nucleotide messenger RNA. Its product is annotated as CREB-regulated transcription coactivator 1-like. Gene Ontology annotation, biological process: protein homotetramerization; positive regulation of transcription by RNA polymerase II. Gene Ontology annotation, molecular function: cAMP response element binding protein binding. The record is from RefSeq and is a predicted model, not a curated record. The transcript has 13 exons. Gene Ontology annotation, cellular component: cytoplasm; nucleus. NCBI's taxonomy places the organism in Eukaryota, Metazoa, Chordata, Actinopteri, Salmoniformes, Salmonidae. The coding region runs from base 2948 to 4441 and encodes 497 amino acids.